UAUUUUAUCUGAAAAAAUAAACAAAGAUCAAAUCCUAUGCUUUUAGAGUUAUACGGCACCUGUAUAUAAGAUGUUUAAGUUACAGAAUUUUAUUACAUUAAGUUUAGAAUUAUAAUUUUAUUAUUAAAUAUUGUGGAAUCUAAACAUUUUAACCAACUUUUUACUGUAAUUACUGCCUAGACAUAUCUAAUAACAAUAUUAAUUGCCAAAGUAUUGUGCAACAAACACAGUUUAGUAAUACAGGUUACCAAGUAAUAUCUUGAUAUCCUUGAAACAAUUGCGGUGUUCUGCCCGAUUGACAAUUUAUCUACAAGUUAAUUAUACUUAUCGUUGUCGGAAAAUUACCGAGAAUUCUAGAUUUUUAUCUUAUAAUUUCACGCAAUUUUCCAAUCUCGCCACAUCCUAUCCGGGUCCGUAUUCGCAAUCAAAGACCAAGAAAGAUCAAUCAGAAGUUAACCAAUAAACGUUCGCGUACGUAAAGUAAAAUAAAUUGGAAAUUGAAGGUCGAUGGAAGCAAUCUCUCCACGUAAUCUUGACAGACUUAAAUGGGUCUGUUGGAAGUUGAUAAUGAUUACUGAGACUUGAAUUGUCUUCCAAGAAUUCAAACAAUACGCUUCUGCUGAAUAUUACUCGAAAUUACUCAUUAAAUAGGUCGAGAUUUUCUAAGUUGUAUCAUUAAGAAAACACAAUUCGUCACUAAAAAAAGCAGCUACAAUAAAUUUUGUGAUGAAGAUAUAUUUGAUACUCCUAAUUGGUGUCGCUUUAAUAGCGAUUUCUUCCGCUCAAAAAAAGAGCGAGUGCCAGGAACACAGAGAAAAGGCGAGUAAGAGUUCUGCACCGGUUAAAGUAGUGCCCAUUUGCGAAUCGAAUGGUGAUUACGCGGCUUUACAAUGUCACAACGAAGGAAAGUUCUGUUCCUGUUGGCGCAAAGACGGCACACCCAUAACUCAACCCUCUACAAAAAUUAAAUCUUGCGUUUGCCACCGCGAUAGAGACGACAAAUUGAAAAACUCUAAAGGUGCCACUGUGCCAGAAUGUAGCGAAGAUGGCAAAUUUAAGAAAAAGCAAUGUUCCGGUUCCUCCGGCCAGUGUUGGUGUGUCGAUCCAGAAACGGGAAUAAAAAAUAAACGAAAUGUCAACAAUUGCUAAUUACGAAAAGUUUUCAACUUUCAUUUCUUUGUUGUAUUGUAGAUUUAAUAAAUAAAAGUAGCGAUUAACGAACCUUAUUAA
Centruroides sculpturatus (bark scorpion) is the source of this 1230-nucleotide messenger RNA. Its product is annotated as U24-ctenitoxin-Pn1a-like. Gene Ontology annotation, cellular component: basement membrane. Bases 727 to 1149 code for a protein of 140 amino acids. The record is from RefSeq and is a predicted model, not a curated record. Lineage: Eukaryota; Metazoa; Arthropoda; Arachnida; Scorpiones; Buthidae. The transcript is spliced from 5 exons. Gene Ontology annotation, biological process: cell-matrix adhesion.